AUGCAUUUGGAAGUGGUGAUGGUCGAGGUGUACGGGUGGGAAAUGGAGAAAGCCUGCUUAGUUCUAACUUACUACUGCUUAUUUCAGAGGGAGUCCGUUUCCAUUCACAUUGGCCAAGCUGGCAUCCAGAUUGGAGAUGCUUGUUGGGAACUCUAUUGCCUGGAACAUGGAAUCCAGCCCGAUGGUGUUCUCAACAGUAAAAAGGAUCAGUUGGAAAAUGCUAAAAUGGAGCACAUGGAUGCAUCUUUCACUACCUUCUUUUGUGAGACAAGAGCUGGGAAGCAUGUGCCCAGAGCACGCUUCAUGGACCUGGAGCCAACUGUUAUAGAUGGGAUUUGUACAGGCAAGUACCGCUCACCCUUUCACCCAGAGCAGCUCGUUGUUAGCAGAAAGGAAGAUGCUGCAGACAACUAUGCCCGAGGUCACUACCCUGUGGGGUCAGAGAUCACUGACCUUGUGCUAGAGAGGAUUGGAAAGCUGGCAAAACAGUGCAGUGGACUUAAGGGAUUUUUGAUUUUCCGAAGCUUUGGAGGAGGCACUGGAUCAGGAUUUACAUGUCUCUUAAUGGAGCGGCUCUCGAUAGGAUAUGACAAGAAGACUAAAUUGGAGUUCUCUGUCUGUCCAGCCCCCAGGACCUCCACUGCUGUGGUAGAGCCUUACAACUCCAUCCUCACCACCCAUUCCACCAUAGAGCACUCAGACUGUUCCUUCAUGGUGGACAACGAGGCCAUCUAUGACAUACGCCAUCAUAAACUUGGUGUGGACUGCCCCUCUUACACCAGCAUUAAUAGGUUGUUAGGUCAAGCUGUAUCUUCCAUUACUGCAUCCCUCCGGUUUGAAGGGCCCUUGAAUGUGGACCUAAUCGAAUUCCAGACCAACCUAGUACCUUAUCUGAGAAUACAUUUCCCCAUGACAACCUUUGCCCGCAUCGUCUCUGCUGACAAAGCCUACCAUGAGGGGCUCUCCGUGUCACACAUCACCGCUGCUUGCUUUGAGUUCUCCAACCAGCUGGUCAAGUGUGAUCCUCUACUGGGGAAAUACAUGGCCUGCUGUCUACUCUACAGAGGGGAUGUAGUCCCUAAGGAUGUGAAUGCAGCGAUUGCAGCCAUGAAGUCCUGGAACUCUAUUCAGUUUGUAGGUUGGUGUCCAACUGGUUUUGAGGUGGGCAUCAACAAUCAACCACCCACAACGAUGCCAGGAGGGGACCUGGCCAAGGUCCAGUGGGCUGUCUGCAUGCUGAGCAACACCACGGCAAUUGUGGAGGCCUGGGCCCACCUGGACUGCAAGUUUGAUCUCAUGUAUGCCAAGAGGGUGUUUCUACAUUGGUACAUCAGAGAAGGCAUGGAAGAAGGCAAGUUCUCAGAGGCCAGGGAAGAUUUGGCUGCUCUGGAGAAGGAUUAUGAGGAGGUAGGGCAAAGUUUCUGAUGCAAAUAUCACUGGUGAAAAUGAAUAAGUUGCAGUGUCAUGCUUUCUUUUCAAGACAUACACUUAGUGAGUAGAGUUCCCUCAUUAGAAGAAAAAGGAAAUCAAAUCAAGCAAGAUCCUAAGUGUCACACUGAAUCAAACAGAUCAAUGUUAACAAUGAGCACAUAUUUCCUUGUCUGUUGGUGUAAUUCAGCACUGCUACCUGGGAACCUUCUAAGGCUUGGAGACCUUUGAAUUUCUGGAUCAUAUCUAUGUUGUUUUUUUUUUUGUCAGAAUGGAAACUUGACUUUAUUCUUUACUUCCUCAACCAAGAGACUAUGAAACCCUGAAGUUAGUGCUUUCUCUUUCCCGUGCCUGAGGUGGAAGCACAUAUUGAUUAUUGUUAUUUCUCUAUGUCUAUAGUUUUCUUUUUUUUUUGUGAGGAAGAUUGGCCCUGAGCUAACAUCUGCCAAUCCUCCUCUUCUUGCUGAGGAAGACUGGCCCUGGGCUAACAUCCAUGCCCAUCUUCCUCCACUUUAUGUGGGACGCCGCCACAGCAUGGCUCGACAAGCAGUGCGUCGGUGCGCACCCGGGAUCCGAACUGGCGAACCCCGGGCCGCCGCAGCGGAGCGCGCGCACUUAACUGCUUGCGCCAUCGGGCCGGCCCCCUCUCCAUGUCUAUAUUUUGUACAUUGAUUAAAUAAGGAAUAUUUUCAACAUGAUUCUUUUCCUUCUUCCAGAUGGGGGCCUUAAGGUCUCAGUUUGCUUUUUAUACAAACAAACAAAUAAACAAACAACAGGGAUAUUCUUGGGUCUUUCAAAAAUUUGAAUCUGUAUGUCUUGCAAGUUAGAAAGUGAAACUGAUCUCU
This is a messenger RNA of Diceros bicornis minor, 2273 nucleotides long. It is a transcript of the gene TUBAL3, whose product is annotated as tubulin alpha like 3. NCBI's taxonomy places the organism in Eukaryota, Metazoa, Chordata, Mammalia, Perissodactyla, Rhinocerotidae. Gene Ontology annotation, biological process: mitotic cell cycle; microtubule cytoskeleton organization. Gene Ontology annotation, molecular function: structural constituent of cytoskeleton; GTP binding. Gene Ontology annotation, cellular component: microtubule; cytoplasm. The record is from RefSeq and is a predicted model, not a curated record.